UGACAGUCACGCACAUCAGCUGUGCCGACAUUCAUAAAGCCAAGAGAUUUGUGAUCCGCAGGUGAUCCAAUCCAAGGCCUUUAAUGGUUCUUGGGGAUCUCAGUGGGCCUACGUGUACCUUGAUGAAUUUCACCAAGAUCAUCUCCGAUUGCCCCUCCAGGGGGGCGUCGUUAUAUAAGACCCGCUCCCCAGUUGGCCCCUAAACAGUCCCGCCGAGAUCACGAAUGUCGUAGUAACUGGGCAAAAUGUCGACGCAGCAACAGCAGAUGGACUACAUCGAGCGGAAUCUCGUUUACGAGAUCUUCAAAUACUUCGGAUCGGGAGUUUCUUUGGCGGGCCACCGAGUGGAGUGCUCCAACGGGCUGGACGGAUUCAUGUCCGCCCUGUACACGGUGGAGUUGGAUCUGGUGGUCGCCGAGCGCCAGCGGACGGAGGUCGUCUUGGUCAAGUUCAUGAAGGGCACGGAAGAGUUCCGCGAGCAGAGCAACUCGUACAUUCAGUUCGCCAACGAGGUGUUCGCCUACGCCGAGAUCCUGCCCGCCUACGAGCACCUGCUGAGGACGAGUCACCUGGCCAGCGAGGUGGUGACGAACUGGAUGCCGCGCUGCUACUUUGCCAAGUUCGGAUUGGUCAAUGGCCUCGGGAGCGGUCGCGAAUCUGUCCUAGCACUGAAGCAUCUCAAGGGCGAUGGCUACCAGCUGGGCCCGCGGCUAAUCCUCCGCCGUGAUCAACUGGAGGCCAUGGUCGGCCUCAUUGGGCCCUUUCAUGCCCUGGGCUAUGCCACACGAAUACUCCAGCCGCAGGUUUAUGCCCGCCUGCGUGCGGGUGUGCUGGACAUGCCCUUUGUCUCCAGUUCGGGCAAGGCCGGCUUCGAUGUGCUCUAUCGCGUCGCCUUCGAUCGCUUCUACGAGUUCUACGACCGGCAGAGGGAGCAGCUCCUCCAGGACUCGGAUGCUGGCCUAGACGCCGCCAUCGAGCGUCUGCGCGAAAAGUACUUCGCCAAUCCCACGCAUCUGCUGGAGAGGAUUCGCACCACAUCCUAUGCCGACGAUCAGCCGGAUAGUUACUUCGCCACAUUCCAGCAUGGAGACUACAAUCGUAACAAUGUGCUCUUCCACUACGGCGACGAUGGCCAGGUGGAUGCCAUCAAGACCAUCGAUUUCCAGGAGCUGCGCUUCAGCACCACGGCCAUUGACCUCAGCUUCUUCAUGUACAUGAACACGCCUUCGCAGGAAAGGGAGGAGAUCUUCGCGGAUCUGCUGGGGAAGUACCACAAGCACAUGAUUGAAAUGCUUGAGCUGGUGCUGCAUCGCAACCGGGAUGGGUUGAGCGACGAGCGGGUGGAGCAGCUCCUGGCGGAUUAUAGCUUUGAUCGCUUCGAGGCCCACUUCAAGCGAUAUGCCUUUUACGGGGUCAUGGUCUGCAUGCACUUCAUGCCAUGGAUUCUGGGCAGCGAGGCGGACUGUGCCGAGUUGUCCCGCCUCUUCGACACGGACAUGCAUGGCCAGGCCUGCUAUCAACUGUCGCUGGAGAUCGGCGGUGACGUGGCCAACGAGGAGAUCUUCAAGACGGUGCGUCACGCCUACAAGCAUGGCUACAUGGACGAGAUAUAG
Messenger RNA from Drosophila suzukii, 1613 nucleotides. RefSeq lists its product as uncharacterized. The record is from RefSeq and is a predicted model, not a curated record. Lineage: Eukaryota; Metazoa; Arthropoda; Insecta; Diptera; Drosophilidae.